Molecule: messenger RNA, 4910 nt
Organism: Setaria italica (foxtail millet)
Lineage: Eukaryota; Viridiplantae; Streptophyta; Magnoliopsida; Poales; Poaceae
Product: probable WRKY transcription factor 48
Exons: 3
Coding region: 3783-4454 (223 amino acids)
Biological process (GO): regulation of DNA-templated transcription
Molecular function (GO): sequence-specific DNA binding; DNA-binding transcription factor activity
Source: RefSeq, a predicted model, not a curated record
CCAGGCACACAUGUCCAACCGGAACCGGCCCAGACGCAUGUCCAGCCGCAGCCGUCGCCGGAACCAAUAAUCUCCUCCUGUCUGCCGCCUCCUUCCCCAGCUCUGGCCAGCCGGUGCUCGAUCUCUCAACUCUGGCUGCCGGUGCCAGUGGGAACCGACGGUGGAUAGGGUCUGCAACUGUGCACGUGUCUUAUGGCUUUCUUCUGUCCGAUCCGAUUAAUGGCUUUCGAUGCCUGCAGCCGGCUGCCGGUAAUUUCAAUACUACUAGUGCUUAAUUAACACAUUAGUUAAGUUGGAUGGCUUCUUUUUAGUAGCUUUUCGUAACUUUCCAUGUGCAUACAUGUUCUUGUUUGUGUCAGUUUUGAUCGAUUGAUUCAUCACAGACGCAAGCUUUAUUAAUGUGUCAAUCACCUCUAGUUUUGUAUUUGUUCUUGACUUCUUGCUCUGAGUCCUAUACAUGCUAAUAUGCAUGGCAUGUAGAACCUACCGAACUUCCAUCACCCGACCACUAAUUUCAUUUGAAUUAAUUAACAUGUUUUUCAGUUCCUAAACUUUUAUCUCGUUUGGUGCUAAUAAUCCAUCCCCAGCAUCGACCCUAAACUUGCCGACAACAACUAAGUCAAUAGGUAUGUUAUUUUCAGUACUAUCCCAUUGCAGCCACAAGCCUGCAGAUAUAAUAUUGUUGGACUGCAGCAGCCUGCAGGAUAUAUUAGAACACAAGUAGCAGCAAACUGUGUCAAGAUUGCCGUGUCCCUAAGCUGCUUCCUCUUGCUUUUCUAGAUGAUGACUGCUGGUUGCAUAAAUUAAUUAACUAGGAAUCCUAAACCAAUUCAGCACCUGAUUGUUAUUUAUUUUUUCCAGCAACCACUUGAACCCUACACAUGGGGUGGUGGCAUUAUCAAAGCAAUGUUAUUUCAGUGCCGCAUUUAUCGCCUUUGAGAACACUUCCUGUUUUUUUCUUAAAAAAAUAGAGAACAAUUAUUUUCUUAAGCCGAGUUAGAUUCAAGAGACCAUCUGUGAAAAGGAAGGGUUAAAAUCGAUCUGAUGUGCGCAAGUUGGUGUUUCCAGCAUUAUGGCGUUAGGGGGAGGAGCUAAUUUAGUUGAGUCCAAGUGGAAUAAUAUUACUUUUCUUAUUCUAACUUUUACAUCAUCAUCAAAGAAAGCUUGGCACCACAGAUCAGCUGUCAUAAGAUAGCACCGUUUAAUUUCUAUCUUAGGUCCCCUGAACAGAUCUUAGCUUCCAGGAACCAUCCCAUCGCCCCCAUCACAGGAGUACUACAGAAAUUUGUUUAGGUAAUCAGCAAGAUUCUUCUCGCGAAUCGAUUAAGAUUGGGCAAUUUGCAUGCAAACAGCGCAACAGCACAUGGUAGCACCUUGCAUCAACACCACCUUUUAGAUAGUAGAUCAAGUAGUUUGUCUUUGUUUUUCUCCAUUAGGAUCUAAUUAUUCAAUUAAAGGCUGCUCGCAUGUUCCAGGGCAUCCCCGUUGUUUACGACUCAUGCCCUGGGUGUGCUCAAGAAAGAACAAAAUUAGCAGCCAACGUUGGAAGCUAGUUUGCCCUACAUGGAGUACCCGCUCCUGAUAAAUGGCUUCAAUAUUACUUAUGUAAAUGGUCUGUUUACAUAUCUCUGCCAGCCUUAAUAUAGGUGCAAAGGGUAAUUUAACAACUUUUGAAGGCUAAUAUAGAGUAAAGAAUCAUAUUCAUAUAUAUUAUUCUCUGCUCUCAUUGGUUCCAAAUAUUUGACCCUUUUGAUGCAACCAUGCAUACUGGGGGGAAUUCAGUUUUCUACUGAGGUGGAUAUUCUUUGGUAUCGGCAGUAUUUUGCAUUUUCUGACAAAGAAUGGAGUAUUUGAAAGUUGAACCAUGAUGUUUUAAAGCAGGUUCAGAAUUCGCCCAUUUGCUCCUCCCCUGAGCCUGAUUGAGGUUAGGAACUGCAUUGCAAAGAUGGUUUUUUUUGCAACAAUUUGAUAAUAGAAUAACACAACUGUCUUCUUCAUUCCAUAAAAAAGAAGAAAAUAAAUAAAAGAAUGGUUGGGUGAGCUGUUUGUUUGUAUGUGGAUGUGUUUGAUGCAAAUAAACUAAGCUUGACUGUUUGAAUCGUCCACCAGAAUGUCCACUACCUCUCCUAAUUCUGCAACAAAAUAAUGCGCGAGAUGAUGCGGCUACUUCUAAGCCACAACCUCAAUGGCUAAAAUAUUAGUAUCGUGUAAUGUUAUUAAAAGGACAAAUUGCUUCUAUUGAUAUGUGCUAAUUGACAGCGUAAUAUUUAGUAUAUUUAGCGAGCAAAAGUUAGCCUUCUAGAUGAUCCAAUAAAUAAUGUAUACUUUUGCUCGCUAAAUAUACUAAAUAUUCCGCUAAUUUUGUUAGAUCAGUAUACCACUAAUUUUGUUGCUAAUGUCAUGUUCCAACAGACUUUAUUAGCCCAUGAACAAGUGACAGUAAUAAACUAAUUACAUGUUACAAUUAAAAGGAAAGAAAAACCAUGAACAAGUGAGAAUGAUAAACUAAUUACAAGUUACAAUAAAAUGAAAUUGUGUGUUUCUGGCUUUCUGCCUUGCUGAAAAGUGAAAAUCACUCCCUGCUCCACUUGUAGCGGUGUUGCUUUAAGGUUUCUGUAUUUAAGUUUUUGGAAGAGCGUAGAAGCACCUCGCAAUUAGUCAAGUGCUUUUAGUUUUAUCAUUAUGCAAAGUUAGGAAGAAAUAUCUAGAUCAUGUCAUUUUCAACAGCUCUCAGAGCAUGUGUUUUCUUUCCAUAAGGUCAUUAGCAUAGUAAUUAAUAGUACUUAAUCAAGAGACAGUGACAGUAUUGUUUUCGUUGUUUUGUGCUUCUCUUUGUUGGGACUGCUUUGAAAAAGACUACUUGGUCAAAGUUUGGAUGAAGUAUUAUAAGCUGUUUAUUGAUUCCUAUGCUAGCCUGUGCCGGUGGGAUUGAUCUUGAUCCACCAAACCCAAUAUUGUGUAAUAAAGCUGUGCCUCCCUUUUUAUUUAACAAGUAAUAUAAGACCAAGCUGAGAGUCUUCAGAAAUGUAAAUAAAUGCGGAGCCAGGGCAUGAGCUAGCUGUUCUCUUGCACAUGAUUUGUAUUGAGGUUUGCAUUUGUUAUUCAGAUGUGGCGGGCUAUCUGAUGCCAAACUCAUUCCGUCAGCUCACUCCGUUACUUAUUACUGUCGGUUUGUUGUGCAUAGUUGAAAGAAAGCAUGAUAUGUAGUUUCUGGCUCUUUAUUAAUAUACUCUGUGACCGACUAUAGAAUAGCUUGUUCUAUGGUUAGCUCAUCCAACGUUAAAUAAUUAUGGUAACUCCUAAUCUAAAUUAUGGUAUAAUCGAUUUAUAGUAAAUUACGACAUACAAGAAUGAACAUAUCAAUUCUAGUAAGUCAACUAUGAUUCUAGUAAGUCAACUAUGGUAUGAUUAAUUAAUCUUGACAAUAAUUUUGUUUACUGCAAAGGACAGUAGUGCUUGUAGUAGUGCUUGUAGUUGGUGGGGAUAAACUUCAGAGGACUUCUACAGUUCUACCGUGCAGAACAAAUUGAAGGAAGGAUAAUAAAAUAAAAAUGCAUGAAGAAGAACAGCAGCGCCGUUAGAGUGAGCUCCAGAGGCUGCGACACGUGUUAACGUUGAAGAAUGCUCCUGCACCGUCGUUGUUUAAUGCUAAAUAAAGGUUGUCAGAGUGUCGUAGCGCAGGCUGCCAAGUUCCCCCAAGAAACGUCUCCACACUCCCUCCCUCCCUCCCUCUUCGUCAGUUCAGCGUCCUCUCCGACCUUGUCUCCUUCAUCAUCCUUGCCAUGGCUCUGGACUCUGUUCCUACUUAUCUCAGAGACUUGGGAUCCCACAGGGCUACCAGAACCCAGCAGCAAAGGGUCAGGAAAGAUGAGCGCACCUGGACCUCGGACACUUAUGCACCUUAUGACGACGGGCACCAGUGGAGGAAGUAUGGCGAGAAGAAGCUCUCUAACUCCAACUUCCCAAGGUUCUAUUACAGAUGCACCUACAAGAACGACAUGAAGUGCCCUGCCACAAAGCAGGUGCAGCAGAAGGACACCAGUGAUCCGCCAUUGUUCUCCGUCACUUAUUUCAACCAUCACACCUGCAGCACCAGCUCAAAUCCCUUAAAAGGAAAUGGAGAUACCGCAGCGCAGUCAUCUUCAAGAAAGGCAGUAUCAAUCUGCUUCAGCCCACACACCGCCAGCGAGCAACCCACGUUCUUGACAUCCUCGGCUCUGCCACAAUCCCCUAGCAUACAUUCUUACAGAGGCAAUCAACAACCAGAGAGGAACCCCUAUGCAAGCCAGUUUCAGUGGACAGACACAUCGUCACCUACAAGUAGCGGUCCGUUUAUGUUGGAGGUUGACAAUGUUUCAGGAGCAAGCGCUUCGUCCAGCAGCGCAGGUGCUCUGCCGAGGACAUUGCUGCCGAUCGGUCAGUCCAGAUGCAUCGAGUACUUCCAUUUCUUGUGAUGCUGACAUGGAAGAAGAAGGUUAUAUAGAUGCUGGGAGCCUAGGAGGCCGCUUGGUGCCAGUUUGGAGCGUCAAGUGCUGGGAGGCAACAUUGUUGUCCUGCCUGAACCACAGGGACCCAACCUACAGAUACCCAUACGGAUAUUACUGCCUUGUUGCUUAGUUACAUUCAUAUUCAAGUUACAUUUUUGUGCUUGAAUGAUGUGGAGAAUGGUAUUGGAGUUUGUUUUAUUAGCUACAUUUGUUUGUUUAGAGAUGAGACUGGUAUGGCUCGAAUUCCUGAAUCCUGACAGCAGGGUCCCUUGGUCAUUCUCUGCUACAACUGAAAUACUGAAGGUUACAGAUUUAUACAGUAAUAGUUUUAUUAAGAUGUGUUCAGUUUUAGAAGCAAGUUGGUUUCUCUAUCAAGAUAUUGUUAAGUUCAAAUAUUAACAUAAUACUUAUCUCUUAAAUAUC